AUGGCCUCACUCGCUCCCACGAAUUCAACUUCAGAAGCAUCUAUGACAACAGCACCACCACAACCACCACCAAUUCCCUCCACAGACCACCUCGAACGAGUCUCCUACCUCUUCGGCUACCCAAUAGCUCACUCGCUCUCGCCCCUCCUCCACGGCACAAUUUACGAAUCACUCUCCCUAAAUUACGCACAACAUCUCUAUCCCUCUCAAACCCUCGAACCAUGUCUCGAGCUCAUGCGCACCCCGAAAUUCUUCGGCGCUUCAGUAACCAUGCCGUUUAAAGUAGCAGUAAUACCGCAUCUCGACAUGCUGACUCCCGAAGGCGAGGCAAUUGGCGCUGUAAACACUGUGUUCCUGCGAAAUUCCCCAUCCGGAAAACGGUUGUUGUGUGGGACGAAUACUGAUUGUAUUGGAAUACGGGAAGCAGUUUUGCAGAAUACACCGAAAGAAAUAUCAGCGACUAUGAAGGGCAAACCGGGUAUGGUUAUCGGAGGUGGUGGGACUUGUCGUGCGGCUGUUUACGCGUUGGUUCAGUUUCUCGAGUGCUCGGAAAUCUACCUCGUCAAUCGCGAUCGCUCGGAAUGUGAACAGGUCAUCUCAGAGUGUGUCUCUAAAGGGUUCGGUUCGAAUCUGCGAUAUAUCUCCUCAUUAGCCGAAGCACAAUCUCUGGCUGCCCCAGCAGUAAUAAUCUCUGCGAUUCCUGAUUUCCCACCUAAAACAGCUGCGGAAAUUGAGACGAGGGCUAUCAUUACCGAGUUUUUGGGCAAGCAGGCCGGUGUGAUAUUAGAGAUGUGCUAUCAUCCAUCACCCGACACGGCGGUGGCUAGGAUUGCUAGGGAUAGUAAGUGGCAGGUUAUUGAAGGGACCGAGGCGAUGAUUUGGCAGGGGCUGGAACAGGAUAAAGUGUGGUUGAGGAGGAGGGUGAGUGCGUUGCCGGUGGAGAAAGUGAAAAGUAUUGUCAGAGCGAAGUUGGAAGCUGGAAGAGCUAGGUUGUAG
This is a messenger RNA of Glarea lozoyensis ATCC 20868, 996 nucleotides long. Its product is annotated as Aminoacid dehydrogenase-like, N-terminal. Gene Ontology annotation, biological process: chorismate biosynthetic process; shikimate metabolic process. The transcript has a single exon. The record is from RefSeq and is a predicted model, not a curated record. Bases 1 to 996 code for a protein of 331 amino acids. Gene Ontology annotation, molecular function: shikimate 3-dehydrogenase (NADP+) activity. NCBI's taxonomy places the organism in Eukaryota, Fungi, Ascomycota, Leotiomycetes, Helotiales, Helotiaceae.